This is a messenger RNA of Cuscuta epithymum, 8097 nucleotides long. The record is from the annotation of a GenBank genome assembly. Lineage: Eukaryota; Viridiplantae; Streptophyta; Magnoliopsida; Solanales; Convolvulaceae.
CGACAUUAAAGGCAUUAGUCCAUCUACUUGCAUGCACCGCAUCUUGAUGGAGGAUGAAGCUAAACCGGUGCGCCAACCACAACGGAGAUUGAACCCACCUAUGAUGGAGGUGGUCAAAAAGGAGGUCAUCAAGCUUCUCCAAAUGGGGAUAAUCUUCCCCAUAUCCGAUAGCAAGUGGGUUAGUCCAACCCAAGUUGUUCCCAAGAAGACCGGAGUCACGGUGGUGGAGAACAAACAUGGAGACCUUAUGCCCACCCGAAUUCAAAAUGGAUGGAGGGUAUGUAUAGAUUACCGUCGCCUCAACGCGGUAACUAGAAAGGAUUUCUUUCCUUUACCCUUCAUUGAUCAAAUGCUUGAGAGACUUGCGGGGCAUAAAUUCUAUUGCUUCCUUGAUGGCUAUUCCGGGUACUUUCAAGUACCCAUAGCCCCUGAAGAUCAAGAGAAGACAACAUUCACUUGUCCAUUUGGCACUUUUGCCUAUCGACGUAUGCCAUUCGGACUUUGCAACGCACCCGCCACCUUCCAAAGAUGCAUGAUGAGCAUAUUCUCCGAGUAUGUUGAGCUAUUUAUGGAAGUUUUCAUGGAUGACUUCACAAUCCAUGGGGACUCAUUUGAUUCAUGCUUAUAUCAUCUCUCCCUUGUGCUCAAAAGUUGUUUAGAAUCAAACCUUGUUUUGAAUUCUGAAAAAUGCCACUUCAUGGUGGAAGAAGGAAUUGUUCUAGGCCAUGUAAUCUCUUCCAAAGGGAUAGAGGUUGACAAGGCCAAAGUUGAAGUCAUCCAAUCACUCCCUUAUCCUACCACCGUUAGGGAGAUACGGUCAUUCCUUGGACAUGCAGGUUUCUACCGGAGAUUCAUCAAAGAUUUCUCAAAGAUUGCAUCUCCUUUAUGCACCCUUUUGCAAAAGGAGGUGGAAUUCAUCUUCUCCGAAGAAUGCAAGAAGGCCUUCAAAACAUUGAAGGAAAAGCUAGUAACCGCACCCAUCAUCCAAGCCCCCGAUUGGUCUCUUCCAUUUGAGAUCAUGUGUGAUGCUAGCGACUAUGCGGUCGGAGCCGUUUUGGGACAAAAGGUGGGAAGGGCAUCUCAUGUGAUCUACUAUGCAUCCACCACUCUCAAUGAUGCUCAACGCAACUACGCCACCACCGAAAAAGAAAUGUUGGCCGUCGUCUACGCACUUGAAAAAUUCAGGUCAUACUUACUUGGAACCAAAGUGAUCAUUUACACCGAUCAUGCGGCUCUUAGAUUUUUAAUGACAAAGAAGGAGGCCAAACCGAGGUUGAUUCGGUGGAUACUACUCUUGAGCGAGUUUGAUGUUGAGAUCAAGGACAAGAAGGGCAUGGAGAACUUGGUGGCCGAUCACUUGAGCCGUUUAGUCCUUGAUGAAGGAAAUGAUCAUGUCAAAGAUGAUAUCCGAGGGGAAUUUCCCGAUGAGACUCUCUUCUCUCUUAAGGAAAUUCGCCCUUGGUACGCUCACAUUGUUAACUUCCUUGUUCUAAACAGGUUUCCGCCAAGCUUCUCUAAAGCUCAAAGAGAGAAGCUCCAACACGAUGCAAAACAAUACGUAUGGGAUGAACCAUACUUGUGGAAACAUUGCAAAGAUCAAGUCAUUAGAAGAUGCAUCCCCGAGACAGAGAUAGCAUCCAUUCUUGCCUUUUGUCACUCACAUGCAUGUGGUGGCCACUUUGGAGGAAAGCGAACGGCCAUGAAGGUACUUGAAUGCGGUUUUUGGUGGCCAAGCUUAUUUCGAGAUGCCCAUGUCUUUUGUCAAUCUUGUGACAAUUGCCAACGCAUGGGCAACAUCUCUCGAAAACAUGAGAUGCCGCAAGUUCCUAUGCUCUAUGUAGAGAUCUUUGAUGUUUGGGGAAUAGAUUUCAUGGGACCUUUUCCUAACUCCCACGGAAAUCUAUACAUCCUCUUGGCGGUAGACUACGUCUCAAAAUGGGUGGAAGCAAAAGCCACAAAGACCGAUGACGCCAAAGUAGUUGCGGACUUUCUCAAAACCCGCAUCUUCUCAAGGUUUGGAGUCCCACGCAUUUUGAUAAGCGAUAGGGGCACACACUUCUACAACAAAACUGUGAGCGCCUUGUUAAAAAAAUAUGGCGUCACUCACAAGCUCUCCACCGCCUAUCAUCCACAAACAAACGGACAAGCCGAGGUCUCAAACAGGGAGUUGAAGUCUAUACUCCAAAAGACGGUGAAUCCUAACCGAAAAGAUUGGAGUCUUCGCAUGGAUGAUGCCUUAUGGGCAUAUAGAACCGCUUUCAAAACACCAAUUGGAAUGUCCCCCUAUAGACUUGUGUUCGGGAAGGCUUGUCACCUCCCGGUCGAACUCGAACAUAAGUCUUAUUGGGCGGUAAAAACAUUCAAUCUUGACAUGGAGCAAGCGGGGAUGAAAAGAAAACUACAACUCCAAGAGCUAGAGGAACUUCGACUUGAAUCAUAUGAGAAUGCCGCUAUCUACAAGGAAAAGACGAAGGUAUGGCAUGAUAAAAUGAUUAUAAGAAAAGACUUCCAAAUUGGAGAUAAAGUCCUUCUAUUCCGAUCACGCCUUCGGCUUUUCCCCGGUAAACUGAGAUCACGAUGGGAAGGACCAUUUGAAGUGGUAAAAAUCUACUCACACGGAGCGGUUGAGAUCAAAAGCCUUGACACCGAUAAAAUCUUCAAGGUUAACGGACAUCAACUCAAACCAUUCCUUGAGGGCUUCCAAAAAGAGAGCGUUGAAUGCAUGGAUCUCUUCGAUCCGACCUAUGAAGGAUGAAUAAAGCUAUGGCGUCGUGCCACGACGUUAACUAAGGCGCUUCUUGGGAGGCAACCCAAGCAAAGGUACGCAUUUUUUUUGUGUUUGUUUUUGAAUGUCAACUUUUGGGAGAAUGGGAGGAAAUUCUCAAAAAGAAAAUAAGGAAAAAAUAACAUUUUCAAGGCCUGGGCAAACCCCCGAUCGGUCAUCAUCAGUUACCCGGACGGAUCCAUGCCGAAAAGAGGAUUAAAAUGGGCCAAACAAAAUUUCAGGCUAAUAUACCCGAUCGAGUAACAGUCAUACGCGGUCGGGUAUAGGGUAAAAUAAGAAAAAAAAAGGGGUCGAGUACCCCAUACUCGAUCGGCCAAAAGCACAAAAACGCACGAAUACCCGAUCGGGUAUACCUCAUACUCGAUCGGGUAAUCGACCCCUGGAGCCAAUUUUAAAAAUCCGCCAAAUACCCGAUCGAGUAAAUUUAUAUACUCGAUCGAGUAUAUUUUAAAAAAAUCCUACGGCGGCCAAAACUCGAUCGAGUAUACCCCAUACUCGACCGAAUACACAAACCUGGAACCAAUUUUUUCAAAAAGGGGAGUAUACCCGAUCGAGUAUAUUAAUAUACUCGAUCGAGUAUAUUUCAAGGAAAUCCUACGGCGGCCAAAACUCGAUCGAGUACGGGGUAUACUCGAUCGAGCCCGAUCCCGAAACAAGAACAAACGGAGGUAUACCCGAUCGAGUAAUCGGGGUACCCGAUCGGGUAUACGUGUUUUAAGUCCGAAUCAGAAGCCAAAACAACCAUUCUUCUUCCCCAAAAAUCCCAAAAUUCGAACCCCUUCUCCCAAAUCUUCCAUUUUCACACCUUCAAGCUUCGAUUACUCUCUCAUAUCUCACCCAAAUCCAUCCAAAUCACCACCAAAACGAUCCCUACACUCUCCUCUACAACCUCAUACCCAUUACUCCCUCUCUCCCCCUCCAUUUCCAAAAUCCGAAAACCCUACCCCCUAUACCCCAAGUCCGAACUCAAGCUCCCUUUUUGCUCAAAAAUAGGCACCAAAGAGGAACCAACCGGAGAGCUCUAACUCAAGGGGACCUAUUCGAGGCUACGAGGAUGUUCAAUUUGGCCCGGGGGAUCACCGGAAGCGAUUUGUGACCGCUCUCAAAAGGCAAGUUAUCCCAUCUCGGUUCUUAUGCCAUGACGCUCUUGCUUCUCUUGGCUUGUUAGAUGGUAUGAGAGAACUAUUUGAUGAAUUGCAUAUGAGUUUGAUUUUUCACUUGCAAUAUAAUUGUAAUGAGAGGGUCAUCUAUGAAUUUUUGAGUUCGGCCAAGUUUGUGUUAGAUGAUGACCAUUUCUAUGAUGAUACACUCUCGUUUCGGUUGAUGAACACCGAAUACACUAUAACGAGACGUGAUUUUGCCGAACACUUUGGGCUCCGAUUCCCACAUGAAAGGGAAAUUCCGGAUAACACUAUGGAUGCAUAUAAUCUUUGGGGCAAAAUGACCGGAGAACGGAAUUUUAGCACGUCCCAACUUUACAUAAGUCACGUGCAACAUCCCCUUCUCCGGAUUUUCCUCAAAUUCUUGUGCAACUCUUUGCUCGGCCGCCCCAACAACCAUCACACUCGGAUAGGGGAUGUGGCCAUUCUCACUCUUGCCCUUUUCCGCAAUCCCGUUGAGUUCAACAUUUGCAACUUGAUUUGGGACCAUCUACAAAAGGCUAUCACGAAAGGGGGGAACAUUGUUGUAGGGGGUGUUAUCAUGCAUUUGGCUUCCAAGUUUGGCUAUGUGGAUAAUGCCACAAUCUCUAGAGACUCAUUGAUGCAUCUUGGAUGGUUGUCCAAUGCACAAUUAAUCUCUUUAGGUAACAAAGACCACAACGGAAACCAAAAAUAUAAAUGGCAUAUGAAGUACCCCGAACCGGUCAAAUACUUCCCCCUCCCUUGCGAUGAAUUACCUAGACUUAGGUAUAAGAUGGAACCCGCUCACAUCCCACAUUACCUCCUCCCCAACAACAUUCCACCCCAUCUCCAAGCCCAAGCCGACCAAGCCGACCAAGCCGAACAACCCAAUCCCCAACCGGAGCAACCCGAGCAUCAAGAGGGACACGACUAUUUCCAACAUGACAUCCCCAACCCUCCCCACAAUCCGCCACCACAAGACUUUUUCCAACAACUCUUGGAGGGUCAACAAUCCCUCCUAGCCGGUUUCCAAACAAUGAGCCUUGAUUACACCAAAAUGGGAGAGCAAUUCACCCAACUUCAAGGAGAAAUAGGCCAUUACCGGAAUGAGCAACAAGCAAGAGAAAGGCAAUUUGAUGCUUACCGGGAGGAGCAACGGUUGGCUUUUCAAAGGAUGGAGGAACAAAGGGCGGCCGACAUGCAAAGGUAUGAAGAAGACUACCGGAGGAUGUAUGGGCCGACAUAUUCGUACAUGUCCCAACUUGGGGGAUUUGCAUCAAUGGCCUCACCUCCACCGGCACCUUCUUGGUACAACCCCUCCGAUUGGGGUAAUUUUGGCGGCUCGAGUUCCGGCGGUGGUGGCUAUGACGGCGGGGAUACUACCAUGGGCGAGGGGGGCGGGGAUGACAUGCACGGGAGCGGCUUUGGAGGAGGCUACUACGGAGGAGAAGGCGGGCACUAGGGAUAGUGCCAUACUUCAAGUGUGGGGGAGAAGAUCAUCUUUUGGACACCACCGCUCGGAGAAGAGGAGGAGAAGAGAAAGAGAAGAGGAAGGGAAGAAAAGAGGAAAAGAAGAAAUAAAGGGCAUAGAGGACUAACAAACCCAAGAGAAUUGUUAUUUUAUGAACUAAUUUACAACCUUGGUGGUCUUGUGCUCUUUCUUGCUAUUCUUCAAACUCAUGAUCUUUGAUUGAACAUUGUGUAAACAUUUGGUUUUACUCGAGGUCGAGUAAAGAAACUAAGUGUGGGGGAGUUGACAUUCAUGUUAUUUCCAUGUUUAUAUUUAUGCUUUUGAUUAGUUUUGAGUGGUUAUUACUCUAGAAAUUACACACUUUUGGUGUAAUAGUUUAGUUUGUAAAAUGCUUGUAAAUUGUUUAGAUUAGAUUUGUUCUGAGCUCAAACAGGUCCAAGACCACUCCAGGGACCAUUGGUAAACAUCACAAGUGGAAGGAAGGUGCAAAAAUUCCAAAACAAAAUGGAGAUCCUGAUUUUUGGUGUUGUACCCGGUCGAGUAUACCCUAUACUCGAUCGGGUAAGUUGCUAAAAAGUCAAAUCAAAUCAACCCGGGAACAAGGCAACAUGCAGGAAGAUUUUUAACUCGAUCGCGUAUCCAUACCCGAUCGGGUAACCGACAUACCCGAUCGGGUAUGAACCCAGAUUUUCAGUUUCGAGGAAACUAACCCUUACCCGAUCGGUUAAGCUAAAAACUCGAUCGGGUACACGACCCUGCAGGCCUAAAAAGCCUAUAAAUACACCCCUUUUCCUCCACAAGAAGACCACCAAUUCACAUAUACUUCUUAGCUCAGUUUAGACAAGUUCUUUCUUUAUAUUUUUCAUCAUGUUUAGUCUCCAAAUGAGGAGCUAAACUCUUCCAUCUUGGUUUUGCUACUUUGAAGCUUAAUGAAUUUGUAAGUUGUGAGUUAUUAUCUUUAAUCUUCUUCCUUGAAUAUUAAUUCUUUCUUUAAAUACUAUUUCUAUAUCAAUGUUGGGGAGUGUUACUAAGAUGACAAUUAGUUAACAUCUUGACAUUAGUUAUAGUAAUAGUUAUUUCUUCCUCUACGUUAAUAUCGGGGAGUGUUACUAAGAUGACAAUUAGUUAACAUCUUGAUAUUAACUAUAGUAGGAUUCAUCUUCUUUAUUAUUCUUCCUUGAGUAUUAAUUAAUUCCUAUUCAUAUUUCAUAUUAAUAUUUUGAACAUUACUUAAAGGAUCAACUAGUUUUGUUUCAUAUAUUAAUUAUUAUUAGAAUCGGUCGAUUAAUACGCUUGUUAUUAAUUCGGUCCUUUCGCGGUAGUAAACUUGGGUUAUUAAUGCAUGCGUUUCAUGGUUAAUAAACCAAGGGGAAUUAAUUAUAUUGAUUAAACCAAUAAACCGCUUGUGUUGAGGUUAUCAAUCUCAAUCGUUUUCAUCUUGAUUUUAUUGCUACUAUCGAGUGAAUAUACGGCGCGUGUUCUAUAUUAACUCGGUAGUAAGUUUUAUUAAUGAACGCGUCUCGUUAUUAAUAACUACCCUCGACGAAUUGGAUAUACUCCUCGAUUGAGUAUUCGAGAGGAAAAUAGUUAAAGAUAUAACCGGGAUCGACGAACAUUUCAUUAAGUGGAUAAAAGCAAAGCCAAGUCUUCUUCUCAUUAAUUAAACCACAUAACUCGUUCAUCUUCGUAUUUAAAUAUAAUUUAAAGUUCAUCAACCAAAUAUAAACCCCCCUUAUUGUUACUUAUCUAUUUCUGUAAGAAGAAAAGUAUUCCUUUCCCUGUGGAUACGAACCUUACUUCACUAUACUACGUAUUUGUGUUGUAUUGUAUUAUUACUUUGAGUGCACCUCACGACAAAGUGCACGUCAUGUACAAUCAAAAAUUGACUAUUGGGAUGCACUCUUCUAUUAUGUUUAAAGCAAUUUUUAAAACCCAGGUUGAAGAGGGACUUUCUGCUCCUUAUAAUUCAAAGGAUUAUCAAGAAUAUUCUCUAGUUGCUACUUCUGCUAUUGUGCAUCUAGAUGGGAAGGGUCCAAUUACUUGUGACUCACCUGCCAACUUAGGGGUGGACUUUGUGGCAGGAGAGCUCAGAAUUACAGGUUAUAUCUUUGAGAAAACAACAGGAAGUUAUGUGGAACAAAAUAUUGAAGCCAAUGAACAGGUGAAAUUGAAACAAGGCUUGAAGAUGACAAUGUUUUCUUCUGGUGAAGAAUCUGUUUACCUGCUAGGACGCCAAUUUUAAAAGUUUUACAUGGGAUAUAAUCUUUCCUGUUCCUUAGUUAGGAGAACUGCAGCUGGAAUAAUGCAUAUAAUUACUUGCUUGCUAAAACCUUUAAGAUUUUCCUUCUCAAAUGAGGUAGGUAAAUAAUUGAUAGCGGGAGAAGCUGAAAGGUACAGAAAAAAGUUUGCAUCCAGUACAGUACUAAUUUCAGAAGAUAUAAAAUAUGAGGGGCUGCAAAAAAGUGAAGAAAUAAUUUGUGCUAGGGACUACUGGAUACUGACUGAGCCAAAUGAAACUUCAUCUCAAAUCUCUUCUACUUCUGAAAGUUCUGUGAUUUUAAAAGGUAUCGAAGUCCCUAGUCCAUCAACCCGUUACGUAUUGGGAAGGAAGAGGAGCAAGGAAGAGGAAGAAGCAGAAGAUCCUGGCUGUCUCCUACCGUCCACCUUUAGGGCAAGGUGGAUGUUUAGGGAGGGAGUAUUGAUAGGGACCUACCUAUUAG